UGUCCCCGUGGUGUCCCCAAUGUCCCCAGGAGUCUCCUGAACAAGCCCAAGAGCGAGAUGACGCCCGAGGAGCUGCAGAAGCGCGAGGAGGAGGAGUUCAACACGGGCCCGCUGUCGGUGCUGACGCAGAGCGUGAAGAACAACACGCAGGUGCUCAUCAACUGCCGCAACAACAAAAAGCUCCUGGGGCGCGUCAAAGCGUUUGACAGGCACUGUAACAUGGUGCUGGAGAACGUCAAGGAGAUGUGGACCGAGGUGCCCAAGAGCGGCAAAGGGAAGAAGAAAUCCAAACCCGUCAACAAGGACCGGUACAUCUCCAAGAUGUUCCUGCGCGGAGACUCCGUCAUCGUGGUGCUCCGUAACCCCCUGAUCGCGGGGAAAUAACGGGGAAUUCCCAGCUGGAAACAUCCUGGAACAUCCCAGAACCUUCCGGAACAUCCCAGAACAUUCUGGAACAUCCCAGAGCAUCCCAGAGCAUCCCAGGCUCCGUCAUCGUGGUGCUGCGUAACCCCCUGAUCGCGGGGAAAUAACGGGGAAUUCCCGAUUGGAAACAUCCCAGAACCUUCCAGAACCUUCCAGAACCUCCUGGAACAUCCCAGAACCUUCCAGAGCAUCCCAGAGCAUCCCAGAGCAUCCCAGAACCUUCCAGAACCUUCCAGAGCAUCCCAGAACAUCCCAGACCAUCCCAGGCUCCAUCAUCAUUGGGAAUUCCCUGCUGGAAUCGGCCCUGGAACCUCCCAGAACCUUCCGGAACCUUCUGGAACCUCCCCACAGCAGCUCCGUCAUCGCUGGGGAGUUUGGGAUUCCUUGGGAAUCAUCCGUGGAACCUCCCAGAACCUCCUGGAACCUUCCGGAACCUCCCAGAACCUUCCAGAACCUCCCGGAACCUUCCAGAACCUUCCAGAACCUCCCAGAAGUUUCCAGAACCUUCCGGAACCUUCCAGCCCCCUCCGGCUCAUCCCACAUUUCCCCUCCCCCCUCGUUCCUGGCUGGAUUUUCGGGAAGGAGCCGAAUUUUGGGAUGGAGCAGGAAUUUUUGGGCUGGGAUUUUUGGGAUGGGAUUUUUGGGAUGGGAUUUUUGGGAUGGAC
Cyanistes caeruleus (blue tit) is the source of this 1088-nucleotide messenger RNA. The record is from RefSeq and is a predicted model, not a curated record. Lineage: Eukaryota; Metazoa; Chordata; Aves; Passeriformes; Paridae.